AGAGGGUAAGAGGUCAAGCUCUGGAAUCAAACUGCUUCAAUUUAAACUGUGACUGCUACUUCCUCUCCAUGCCUCAGCUCUUCAUCCACAGAAUGAGAAUAAAAAGAAUAGCAACUACCCAAUACGUUUAUUAUGAGGGUUAACAGGUUAGCAGUGCCUGGCACGUAGUAAGUAUUUAUAACCUUUGUUAUUGGUGUCAUUAUUAUUAUUCUCCUCUUGUUUUGUCCAUAGCAUCUCCAUUCUCCAGGUUCUUUAAGCCAGAAAACCUGCAGCUGCCCUCACCCCUGGGAAGGACAGUCGCUGCCCCAUAUCUUGGAAUUUGCCUUCAGAAUAUCUGUUCCUCUUCCCAUGACUAGGCUCAGCUCUUCCUUCUCCCUUAGCUCCCCGGUCCCAUCUGUCACCAGGCUCAGUCAGGACUUCCAGUACACUGUCACACUCAUCUCCACUGUGAUUCUCCAUGACGUCUUCCCACCCCAGCCAUUACUUGCUUCUUAUACACAUUUCUGUGCAGUUUCUCUCCUGCUAUCCUUAAACGCCAUUACACACCUCUCUGUCUUCUUCAGUAGACUGUAAGCUCCUUGAAGAUAGGGACCAGUCUUACUCUUCCUGUACUCUUAGCACCCAGCAAAGAGCCUCAAGUCAGGCAGGUGUUGUCAGGAAAUAUUCGGUGUUACUAUUUUCCUCUUCCUACCCAGUUAGGUGCCUGGGUAACUGUUAACAGUGUCCUCCCUGGCCUCCCAGGCUCUGUUCUCAACUGGCUCCAUCCUCACUCUGUUGUUCUUCCUUAAAGCAUUACAUGCCACUUCGUUGCUCAAACCCCAGGACAACGGCCUGUUGACUACCACAUGUUUUUUUGUUUGUUUUUGUUUUUUAUGUUUAUCUGCUUGGUUUUCAAGGCGCCCACCAAUCUGGCCCCUUCCCAAAUAUCCACACCCUGAUUUUUUCCAUGAAACCCAUUCCUACCCCAAAAAGAAAGAUAGUUUUGCAAAUGCAUCCUUCCCCGUUAGCUCUUGCUUCCUACCUAAAUUGGAAUAGUCCCCUAUGGAAAUCCUACCUGUCUUAUUUAGGAAUCCUUCUCUCACUGCCAGGGACUUCACUGGUUUUUCUUGGAUUCUAACUUUGCACAGCAAAGACCUCAGCCUUUAGGUGGUGUCUCCGAAGGCCAUGGAAUCCUCCGCAGAGCCUGGGGGGCCUUUGCCUAAGUACUGCAGCGUGGCCACCACCCUGGAGGCCCCCGCCUGGGCCGGCGCUGCUCCUCCCUGGGGCCUGUCCUUCAGCUGCCCCUUUGCCCUCCAAGCACCCUGGCUCACCUGGCACAGCCCUCUCACCAGAUGUGCAUCAUAUCAACCGUGUCUCCCCCCUGCUGACCUGGCCCAGCAGGGGCCCGGCAGGCUGAGGGGAGUUGGAGAUGCUGCUGGCACAUGGGUCCUGGCAAGAAGGGGACCUGAUGGCUUUUAUUACCGGGCGCAGAUAAAGACUGCUCCAGAGCUGGAGAGGCAGGGGGCUCUGCUUGUGGAAUUUGAGGCUCCCCUUGUCGCAGGCCCAGAGCUGCCAGCCCCACGGCAGAGCGUGGUCUUAGGAGAAGAUGUCAUCCAGUUCUCGCCACCCGAGGAAUACUCACUGCAGCCUGGGGACAAGGUGCUGGCGCCCUGGGAGCCGGACAGACAGCGGUAUGGCCCUGCCACUGUUUUGGGCUUGGAGGCAAGAGGCUCCCAGAGAGCAUCCAAAGAAGAAAUCACCGUCCACUUCUGGAACGGCAGAACAGCCACAGUGCCUCGGGGCGGGGCCUGGGGGGUGCCCCCUGCUGUCUGGAAGAAGGCUGUGGAGCGGCUGCACUGGCCUGUCACCAGCAGGCCCCCCACUACCCUCCUCUGGGCCCCUUGCUGCUCUCUGCUGGGGCCGGGCACUGGAUAUGUCACCCACGGGCUUCCACUGGGCACCCCGUUCCUGUGCCCUCCCUGCCACCCCCGCGCCUGCUGCCAGCUGCUGUGCCAGGGCUGUCCCGGCUGCUGCCCUUUGGCUGGACCCACCUGGUGGCCUCUCACCAGGACCUCGGGGGCCAAGGCCGGAGAACAACCAGAGGCGGAGCUAAAGCCCAAGGUGCAGCCUCUGCCCCUAGAGGCUCCCAAAAAGGAGAAAGUGGCCAUGCAGGCUCCCAUGGCUGUUUCUUCUUCCUCCUCCUCCUCCUCUGAAGAGGAUUUGGAGAAAGAUCUGGAGGCGGGCCUCCCUCAGAGGCUGGUGGUAGACAGCACAGUCACGUCCGACCCCGUUCUUCCUGAGAAGACUCGGAGGAGGCAGGCGGGCCCGGACCAGCCCGAGUGGAGGUAUUGGAGGAGGAACGGGCCUGAGCCGCUUCCUGGGAAGCCAGGCAAAAGAUGCCGCAGCAUCCAGAAAGAAGAGAAGGGCCACAGGCAGCAGGGAGCACAAAUGGCAGUAGUGGGGAAUACCAAGGAGCUGGUCCUGGAAGCAGCCAACGCAAAGCCUCUACAGACCCUGCCAGACACAGCGGAACACAGGAAACUGAGUCAGAGGACCACUGUGAUUCAUCAGAGACACCGGAAGGCCUUCGACUAAAAGCCCUGAGGAUCUAGGAAGCAAAGGAGAGUGAAUACCUGAGGAAGAGUUACAAAGUGGCUGGCACAGCCUUCAGUGGUAGAGUGCAGGCCACAGAUGGCAGUCGCAUAAGCAGCAGCAUCUUCACCCCUUUAAGACUUCCCUGCAGACGGGCACAGGAAGGCACCUGUCCUAAGAGCCACAGGAGUGCUGCCGGCCCGGCCAGGUCUCCCUGCCUGGUGAGAUGAGCGUGAGAAUGCUGUUCCACAGAAGUCACAGGUCGUGGUCAGCCUGUUUUGGGCAAGUGUAUCCACAGCCUCUCUGCCAUCUUUUCAUAAAGCCUACAGUUGUACAUGAAUGACAUUUUGUUGCUCUUAAUACCAAUAAAAAGGAAUUCUCUUUA
Myotis brandtii (Brandt's bat) is the source of this 2956-nucleotide messenger RNA. RefSeq names its product chromosome unknown open reading frame, human C11orf16. The record is from RefSeq and is a predicted model, not a curated record. NCBI's taxonomy places the organism in Eukaryota, Metazoa, Chordata, Mammalia, Chiroptera, Vespertilionidae. Bases 1165 to 2574 code for a protein of 469 amino acids. The transcript is spliced from 7 exons.